AUGCAGAUUACACAGGUACUAAGCGCCUCUGUGGUGCUCUUCGCCUACAGCGCCCUGAGCGCCCCGACUGUUGGUCUGAUUGGGAUUCAUGAACGCGAGGCCUCUGACGCCGAUUCCGCGUAUACCAACUUUGCACGCUCCGACGCUGAUGCUGCGUACACCAACUUCGCACGCUCCGACGCUGAUGCUGCGUACACCAACUUCGCACGCUCCGAUGCCGACGUCGCGUACUCCAAUGCUGCCCGCUCUGACGCAGAUGUCGCGUACUCCAAUGCUGCCCGCUCUGACGCAGACGUCGCGUACUCCAACGCCGCCCGUUCCGACGCCGACGUCGCGUACUCCAACGCCGCCCGCUCUGACGCCGACACCGCGUACUCUAACGCCGCCCGAUCUGACGCCGACACCGCAUACUCUAAUGCCGCCCGCUCCGACGCCGAUGCUGCAUACACCAACUUCGCCCGCGAGGCCUCUGACGCCGAUAUCGCGUACUCCAACGCCGCCCAUGCUUAG
This is a messenger RNA of Dissoconium aciculare CBS 342.82, 510 nucleotides long. RefSeq lists its product as uncharacterized. The transcript is spliced from 2 exons. Lineage: Eukaryota; Fungi; Ascomycota; Dothideomycetes; Mycosphaerellales; Dissoconiaceae. The coding region runs from base 1 to 510 and encodes 169 amino acids. The record is from RefSeq and is a predicted model, not a curated record.